AUGAAAAAGGGACCGAGGAGGAGAGGACGACUGGUCCCCUCCCACCCCACUGCCCCCGGCAGCAUCAGACCAGUAGCCAUUUCCCGACCACAAAACCGCCAUUCUUGGAAACCUCGACCACUCCAACACUUCACACAACGUGUGGAUCCCCUUCGCUCCUCUCUGUCAGCCACCUUUCCACUCUUAUUAACUCCUUCCCUCCAACCCCCCCCCCCCCCCCCCCCCCCCCCCGACCUUUUUCCCACAAUGCUCGCCCGGUUCUUCUCCAUAAUUCGCCACAGCCUCGCCGUCUCCUCCAGUAACCGCCGCCAUGUCCCUCACCAUUAAGCUCCACAGCCACCCCCGCCACAGCCUGAACCACCCCGCCGCCCGCCUCUCGAGGCCUCCCAGUCUCAACCCCACCAAGAUCCGACCCGGACCCAUUUACCACGCCAACGCCCUCGCCCCGCUCGUGUACUCUCACCGCCCCAGGAUGAGCUCCGACGGGGCGGCCCGGGGUCCAAUUAAGAGCUCCCUGAUCGACCCUGACGGUGGCGCACUCGUCGAUCUAGUGGUGCCAGAGGCCGAGGCUGGCCCCAAGGCUGUGGAGGCCGAGUCGUUGCCCAAGGUGCGGCUGACGAGGAUCGAUCUCGAGUGGGUCCAUGUGAUCAGCGAGGGGUGGGCCAGCCCGCUGAAGGGGUUCAUGCGGGAGAGGGAGUACCUGCAGAGCCUGCAUUUCAAUUGCUUGAGGAUGGAGGACGGCUCCAUCGUGAACAUGUCCCUCCCCAUUGUCUUGGCCAUUGACGACGAGACGAAGGAGGCGAUUGGGUCGUCCCCGAAUGUGGCUAUUCUCGGACCGGACGGCAACUCGGUCGGCAUUCUCCGCAGCAUCGAAAUAUACAAGCACAACAAAGAGGAAAGAAUAGCCCGAACAUGGGGAACCAGUGCCCCUGGACUUCCCUACGUGGAAGAAGCCAUCACUCCCUCUGGGAACUGGCUCAUCGGAGGUGACCUGGAAGUGCUGAAGCCAAUAAAGUAUAAUGACGGGCUCGAUCACUACAGGCUGUCCCCCAAGCAGCUCCGCAAGGAAUUCGAUAAACGCCAGGCUGAUGCAGUCUUUGCUUUCCAAUUGAGAAACCCGGUGCAUAAUGGGCAUGCCCUGCUGAUGAAUGAUACGAGAAGGCGGUUGUUGGAAAUGGGUUACAAGAACCCAAUCCUGUUGCUUCAUCCCUUGGGAGGGUUCGUGAAGGCUGAUGAUGUGCCUCUUGAUGUCCGAAUGGAACAGCAUAGCAAGGUCCUUGAAGAUGGGGUUCUGGACCCUGAAACCACCAUUGUCUCCAUAUUCCCGUCUCCGAUGCAUUACGCAGGUCCCACUGAGGUUCAAUGGCAUGCCAAGGCAAGGAUCAAUGCAGGCGCUAACUUCUACAUCGUGGGUCGCGAUCCUGCUGGAAUGGGCCACCCGACCGAGAAGAGGGAUCUCUAUGACCCUGAUCACGGUAAAAAGGUCUUAAGCAUGGCCCCGGGCCUGGAGAAGCUCAACAUUUUGCCCUUCAGGGUGGCAGCUUAUGAUACAGUGGCAAAAAAGAUGGCAUUCUUCGACUCUUCACGUUCUCAAGAUUUUCUUUUCAUUUCAGGGACUAAGAUGCGAAAUUAUGCAAGGAGUGGCGAGAACCCUCCCGAUGGUUUUAUGUGUCCGGGAGGCUGGAAGGUACUCGUGCAGUACUACAAGAGCUUGCAAGCAGAGGAGGCAGCACAAGCUCCCGUUCUAUCAGCUUAGACCCGCGAAUUAGACUCGCUGAAAGUGAUUUUGAAGCGAUUUUAGAUUGGAUCUGGAUAGUUUCGGUUUCUUCUUUCCUUCUGAUGUUUUGCUUUUGCUUGUUGAUAUUAUGUAUUUAUUGCUCCUGCGGAUAUCAGGUUCAUUGGAAUUUUAUUUAACAUUCUUUGGGAGAGAACUAUGUACAAUGCCAAAAUGAAGAGGCCCUUCAGAUGGAUUUUUUUUUUUUU
Molecule: messenger RNA, 1983 nt
Organism: Punica granatum (pomegranate)
Lineage: Eukaryota; Viridiplantae; Streptophyta; Magnoliopsida; Myrtales; Lythraceae
Source: RefSeq, a predicted model, not a curated record